Parastagonospora nodorum SN15 is the source of this 2814-nucleotide messenger RNA. RefSeq lists its product as hypothetical. Gene Ontology annotation, molecular function: glycerophospholipase activity; metal ion binding. The transcript has 2 exons. NCBI's taxonomy places the organism in Eukaryota, Fungi, Ascomycota, Dothideomycetes, Pleosporales, Phaeosphaeriaceae. The record is from RefSeq and is a predicted model, not a curated record. The coding region runs from base 1 to 2814 and encodes 937 amino acids. Gene Ontology annotation, cellular component: cytoplasm.
AUGGCGAGCAACGAGCCCACGCUGUCUGCACACGCGAACCAGUACAUCCGCGAAGUCCUGCAUUCAACCGAAGCGCCUCCAGAGAUAGAUGUUCGCUACUUCUACACGUCGCCCCUCGCUAUAGACGAUCCGCUGUCUCCCAUUCCACCGCCCGUGACUGGCUCAGCAGCCGGCAAGAAGCAGCCACCACGUCCCUUCUCCGAGUACGACAACGAUGCCAUAAACGAGUCGUGGCUGGAGCUGAGGAAGAAGAUACUGAAGCACAACGAGGAGGCUGGCGAGAAGGACAGCCAUGGCCGCGGCACGCCGACGAACGCAGCAGUCGAGCGCCUGAAGAGGAAGAGAGGCAGCAGCAGUGCUUCGCCGGAUGGAGGCUACAUGCACGGCAGAGACAUUCCCGGAGCCCGAUCUUCUAGCAGAGGAGAGUACUCCAGGUCCGCUGAGCUGGCAGAGAGACGACGGCCGGGCUCAAGCGGCGGCUCCCAGGGCCCCACGUUGAGCGGCUCGCUGAAGGCCACGGACACAGGGCAUGUCUCGCCGCUCGAGCCUCCGACGACAGGCACGCCCUUCAUCCGAGCACCCUCGCGCACCAAUAUACCUCGCUCGUGGAAGCCUCCUGCGGCAGAAAGCUCUGGCCGGCCUACAGUGCACGACCACGACAGCUACAAAUGGGACGACGACAUGGAGCCAGCUCUGUCGGCCAACAAAGACAAGGGUCCGGCAAAGAGGGCCUCGAGGCCGAAAGAGGGUCUUUCAACCAAAGUGCCCGUGGGCGUGUCGAGGUUGCAUCAGGUCGUUCUGGAAGCAGAGUCUCUUCGGAUGGAGCCGAUAUACUGGUCGCCCCUGAGUGACGUCGCUGAGAUUAUCCGAGGGACAUGGUUCUACAAGGACAGCAUGCUGCCUGUCGAGGUCGAGGUCGCGAACAUGCUCGAAGCGGGAUAUAUAGAGCUGCAGCCGUGGACGCAGACGUGGAAGGAUGAACUGAACAGCGCAAUCGAGGUUGGUGCAUAUGGCGAAAUGAAGAUAUUGCACAAGUUGUGGCCCGACAAGCCGCGCAAGCCUGCUGAAAGUCGACCUUCGACGUCUCAGCAAAUGCAGACAACGGGUCUAGUUCAAAGCACGAUGCCGCAGGAAGACGAGGAUCCGGAGCAAGAGCGGAGAGAUAUAGUAGAAAACGUAUGCGAUCUCAUAGACAUCUCCACCGGACCAGAUGGGCCAGACAAUAAAUCCGUGGGGGACCUCGAGUACGGUGCAAACGGCCAGAAGCAUCUGUACUUGAAAGCCGGCGUCAUCUAUUCCACAGAAAACGAAGCGUGCAUACUAAAGCCGGCGUUGCAGCCAUCAGAGUACUAUGGACGACGCCCCCUGGCAAAUUACAUCCGCAAAGGGCGGCCGAUUGGCAUCCCGGUCGUACGUGGAUUUGAUCAGGCCAAAUGGGACAGGCUGCAUCCGAACAAGAAUUCGCCCAAAGCAAGAGCUGCGCGCGAGGGAGUCUCCUCAUCGCAAGGCGGAGCGCCGCAGUAUCGGAGACAGAAGUCUGACCCGGACCUCGCACUGUCUGAGAGACCAAAGGUGACAGAUCUUGUGCUGGUCAUACAUGGCAUCGGCCAGAAGCUGUCGGAGCGCAUGGAGACGUUUCACUUCACACAUGCCAUGAACGGGUUCAGGAGAGAAGUCAACGUGGAGCUUGGAACUCCAGAAGUCAAGCGGCACUUGCGAAAGGACAUGGGUGGUAUGAUGGUGUUGCCGGUAAAUUGGCGACAACGCGUAUCACUCGACAUUGGCGCUACAGAUCCAGAUGUAGCUGAAGAUCCAUCUGCUAACAAGUACACGCUCAAAGACAUCACUCCAGAGACACUCCCAUCUGUUCGAGGCAUCGUCAGCGAUGUCAUGCUCGACAUUCCGUACUAUCUCUCGCCCCAGCACAACCCCAAGAUGGUCGCUGCGUGUAUACAAGAAGCCAACCGGAUCUACCGACUAUGGUGUGCGAACAAUCCAGGGUUCUCAGAGAAUGGUCGCGUCCAUCUAGUUGCCCACUCUCUUGGGUCAGUCAUGGCGAUUGACAUUCUGAGCGCACAACCAAGUUACGUUGACCCUCACUUCCACGACCCAACUAUCCCCGAAGACAAGCUUCCCGACGACCACUUCAUCUUCAACACCACCGACCUCUUCGUCUGCGGCAGUCCAGUCGGCCUCUUCCUGAUGAUGAAAAACGCAAACCUCCUCCCCCGUCGCGACAAGGAGAAACCAGGUGCAGACUCUUACGCCGCGCCCGGCGUAGCUGGCGAGCAAGGCACAUACGGCUGUAUCGCCGUUGACAACAUCUACAACAUCAUCAACCCAUACGACCCCGUGGCCUGUCGCAUCAACGCGACCGUCGACGUCGUCUACGCCAACACCCUCAAACCCGCGACCAUCCCCUCUGCAACGUCAUCCUACUUCUCCUUUGCCAACCCCUUCCGCCGCACAGACAGCUACAGCCACACCACCGCCAGCGACGCAUACAAGCCCUCCGUAACGCGUCUCCCGUCCAAUGUCGAGCUCGAAACGCACAAUUUCACACGCGAGGAGAUUGCGGAGAAGAGGGCGUAUUUACUCAAUGAUAAUGGCCAGAUUGACUAUUUCAUGAAGUAUGGGGGCGGGCCGUUGGAGAUUCAGUAUUUGACUAUGCUGGGUGCGCAUAGUAGUUAUUGGCUGAGUAGGGACUUUGUGCGCAUGAUUGUUGUCGAGGUCGGGAGGAAGAAGGGGAAGGAGGGGACUGUGGCGAGUAUGAGGGCUGUGAAGAAGAAGAUGGUUGUUGGGGGUGCGCAGUGA